AUGCUUUCCACAGCGUAUCUCUAUGGCUGCAUCUGUGCGGGUUUGGUUGCGACCACGCUGGUUAUUGUCAUCGACCGGUCCAGCAUUCAGAUGCUCAAGGGCCUGGUGUCUACAGGAUCGACUGACGGCCUGAGCCGACUGCAGAGGAUUUACCUUUCAGUCUACCUGAGUGCCAUGAUGGCGGACUGGCUUCAAGGGCCCUUUGUCUAUGCUCUCUAUGCGUCUUACGGCUUCUCGCGCGAGGACAAUGCAACGCUGUUCGUCGCGGGCUUCGGUAGCAGCGCCAUUUUUGGCACCUUCAUUGGGUCAAUGGCUGACAAGUAUGGACGCCGAAGAUUCGCUGCCCUUUACUGCGUGCUCUAUUUCUUGUCAUGCCUCACCAAGCAUUUCAAGUCACUGGGCAUGCUCCUGAUUGGCCGCCUUACCGGCGGGAUCGCCACCUCGCUUCUCUUCAGCGUGUUCGACUCCUGGCUGGUGUCCGAGCACAAUGCUCGAGGAUACGGCUCCGAGCAGCUCAGCGGCUCCUUCUCGAUUGCUUUUUUCGGGAACAGCCUAGUGGCCAUCGCUGCAGGGGAGGUGGGCCAAUUCACCGCCGACCUCGUUGAGCUAACACCUCUCGUGGGCAGCAUCCACUACGGAGGCUACACCGGGCCCUUCGUUGCUGCAAAUUGCUUCCUAGUGCUCUGCCUGGCCUUGAUGAUGUCGAGCUGGUCUGAGAAUUAUGGCCAGACUGCCAAGGAAGCAGCAAUGGAGCAGACGAAAGACCGUGGCUUCAUGGGUGCUGUGAACUUGGUGAUGGCACAACCGCUGAUCCUGUUAUGUGGUACGGUUUGCUCACUCUUCGAGUCCUCCAUGUUCAUCUUCGUGUUUAACUGGACGCCGGUGCUGAUGAAGGCGGGUGAACCCGACCCGCCGUUCGGCCACAUUUUCGCGGGCUUCAUGAUCUUCUGCAUGCUAGGCAGCCGCUUGUUUUCGAUGGCUGUGCAUAGCAUAACCAAUGAGAGGAUUGGGAUGUACACCCUAUGCUUGGCCGCGCUGUGCCACGCGAGCAUCCUCUUCGUCGACUCGGAGGCAGUUCAUCUGUUGGCUUUUUUCGUCUUCGAGAUGUGUGUUGGCAUGUACUUUCCCAUGAUGGGCACCAUGAAGGGCCAGAUUGUCCCCGAGUCUAAGCGAAGUACCAUCUACAAUCUAUACCGCGUUCCUCUCAAUGCGAUCGUGGUUCUGACGUUGAUUUGCAAGUUCGGCGAAGGCGUCUCAUUCUGCGUCCGGCGCUCAGGGACUCAGGGUGUGCUCUGUGUGGAUAAGGAAGCCGUGGCACAUGGGCAUUCGAGCGACGUACAAUGA
This is a messenger RNA of Symbiodinium natans, 1344 nucleotides long. NCBI's taxonomy places the organism in Eukaryota, Dinophyceae, Suessiales, Symbiodiniaceae. The record is from the annotation of a GenBank genome assembly.